AUGGCGGAAAAGAGAUUCCGUUGUCUUGAACGUCGUCUAGCAUCGAAGCCCGAAUUAUAUCAAAAUGUGAAGACCCAGAUCAUCGAGUACCAAGCCAAAGGGUACAUUCAUAAGGUGAGCAAAAAGGAGUUAGCCAGUUUCGAUCCCAAACGGACCUGGUUCCUGCCGUUGAACGUCGUUACGAAUCCGAGAAAGCCAAACAAAGUACGAUUAGUAUGGGAUGCGGCAGCUAAAGUCCAGGGACAAUCGUUGGAUUCUGCUCUUCUCGCUGGCCCAGAUUUUCUCAUACCACUCACAGCAGUUUUGAGUUCAUUUCGCCAGUUCGAGGUGGCCGUCAGCGCAGAUAUCUGCGAGAUGUUUAACCAGUUUCUCAUCAGACCAGAAGACCGAUCUGCUCAGUUGUUCUUGUGGCGAGACGAUCCAUCUAAGCCAUUCGAUGUGUUCGUGAUGGACGUAGCCACGUUCGGCUCCACAUGUUCGCCUUCUGCAGCACAGUUUAUUAAAAAACGGAAUGCUGUGGAAUUUUCCGAACAGUUUCCACGAGCGGCGGAAGCGAUCACGAAUCAUCAUUAUGUGGAUGAUUUCCUGUGUAGCGUACACACAGAGCAGGAAGCUGUUGAGCUGGCAGAGCAGGUACACUCCAAGGCAGGUUUCAACAUUAGAAAUUGGCUGUCAAACUCAUGUGAGGUUCUAAUACGGGUCGGGGAACAACAAGCGGAGUCGCAGAAAAAACUUCUCGUCGACAGGUCGGCUGCUUACGAACGCGUUCUUGGCAUGAUCUGGAAGCCAGAACCGGACCGAACCGUACCGUCUUUCAAGGGGCUGACGGAAAUCCACGAUUUAACGCAGGUCGACGAGUGGCGUUGGGUGCCAACCCGGUUGAACGUUGCCGACGAGGAUUCAAAGUGGGGUAAAGGUCCAAAUAUCGCCUCAUACAGUCGCUGGUUCCAUGCGCCAUCGUUCCUCUAUCAACACCCGGAUCUGUGGCCUCUGCAAACAACGAAGGAGGUAGAGACAGUGGAAGAACUUCGUCCGGUACACCUCCAUCAGAAUGUCGUCGAAAAUCAGCUGCUGAAGUUUGAAAGGUUCUCGAAAUGGGAGCGCCUGGUCCGGGCGGUAGCCUACGCACGCAGGUUCGUUGACAUCCUUCGCUGCAGAAUCAAGAAGCUAGCACCAGGUAAAACAGAGUUCCUGAAUCGGGACGAAAUACUCAAGGCGGAGUCAACCAUUUUCAUACUGAUUCAGCUAGAGACCUUUGGAGAUGAGCUCGUUAUCCUCAAGAGAAAUCGAGGACUUCCCGCUGGAGAACAAAUGAAGAUCGAGAAAACUAGCAAAAUCUCCAAACUUUCUCCCUUCCUGGACGAACAAGAUGUCAUGCGGAUGGAUGGCAGAAUUGCAAAUGCUCAGCAGGUAUCGUUUGACUUCAAGUUUCCCGUGAUUCUGCCCAAAAGACACGGCGGAACUAAACUCCUCGUCGAUUGGUACCAUCGGCAGUACAAACACUGCAAUGGGUUUCACGUAUCGGAGAUGAGGGUUGCCUUCAAGCUAGCCAGAAAGCAAUGCCAGUGGUGCAACAUCUACAAGACGACUCCGGAGAUUCCACGAAUGGCUCCCCUGCCUCAAGCUAGGACGGUGUCGCACGUUCGGCCAUUCACCUAUGUCGGCGUGGACUACUUCGGGCCAAUGCUGGUUAAGCAGGGACGCAGCGAGGUUAAGCGUUGGGUUGCACUAUUCACCUGCUUGACCAUACGUUCAGUGCAUCUGGAGGUGGUGCACAACCUAACGACGGAAUCCUGCAAGAUGGCGAUUAGGCGGUUCAUCGCACGGAGGGGGGCCCCACGGGAGAUAUUCAGUGAUCGGGGAACAAACUUCGUGGGCGCUAGCCGCGACCUGAAGAGGGAACUUCAGCACAUCAACAGCAACCUUGCGGGUACGUUCACCAACACAGAUACACAGUGGCGUUUCAAUCCACCCUCCACGCCACACAUGGGGGGGGUCAUGGGAACGCAUGGUUCGGUCGGUUGA
This is a messenger RNA of Ochlerotatus camptorhynchus, 2025 nucleotides long. RefSeq lists its product as uncharacterized. The transcript has 2 exons. Gene Ontology annotation, molecular function: nucleic acid binding. NCBI's taxonomy places the organism in Eukaryota, Metazoa, Arthropoda, Insecta, Diptera, Culicidae. The record is from RefSeq and is a predicted model, not a curated record. The coding region runs from base 1 to 2025 and encodes 674 amino acids.